AUGAGGACUCCCAAAGUAGAUGGAGCUCAUGGAGGGGAGGACCUCUUCCGUGGUUACUUUAUCAGGGUCGAGGCUGCUACCGACCUAAGUGCAGCGUCGAGUCUCCUCGAUGAGGCUCAACAAGCCUUGAAUCGGGCUUUUGCACUCCAUCAGGAGGCAUUUUCAAAGUCCAGAGUAGAGCUGAGCCGAUAUGAGGCCGACCUCCGAGGGGUCAUGGAGGAGAGAAAUGCCUUUAAAAUUCUCAGUGGGCAAAAAGAAGAGGAAAUCAAGGACCUCCAAGCUGAGUUGUUACAGCAGAAGGUCAAGAGGAUCGAGCAAUUCCGCGAGGAGGUCAACAUGAUGAAGGCGGAGACCUUGGGGUGGAAAGAAAGUAUAGACCACUUUGCUGCUGAAAAAGAGUCUUCUCGAGCUCAAUUGUCAUCGGUCGAAAAUCAGCUUCGAGGCAUGAAGGACAAGAGAUCAGCUCAAGCAAAGAAAAUAGAGGAGCUCGAGGCUCGGUUGGCUUCCGAACUUGCAGAGGCCAAAUCUGAAGCAGAAAAGGCAAAGGCAGAGGCGAUCGUGGCCAUCUACCGGGCCGAUGCUGAAGCCGCUAAAGUCCAAGCUAGAGAGAUCCACGCUCGAGGUUUCGAUCUUACCAACGAGAUAAUAAAGGCUAAAGAGCAUGAAGAUGAUGCUAGGGCACUGGCCUCUUCCGAUGAUGAUGAUGAUGAUGGCGGCAAGAGUGGGUUCGAGAAUGAUGACGACUUCGAUGGUGAAGAAUCUUCCCCUGAGGAAAAUUAG
Nicotiana tabacum (common tobacco) is the source of this 780-nucleotide messenger RNA. The record is from RefSeq and is a predicted model, not a curated record. NCBI's taxonomy places the organism in Eukaryota, Viridiplantae, Streptophyta, Magnoliopsida, Solanales, Solanaceae.